UGGAGAUAGAAAAUUCUUACAACGGUAGACAAGGCAGUUAAACCUCUCCAACCGUCCCGGCCGGUCCAACGGUCGUUUAGGCCAACUCAGACUCGGGCCAUCCCAAAAGGAUAUUAUAUGUGUGCCUGAGUUUGAGAUUCCUCCUGGAGUUGAUUUCCUGUCAAGUUCUCUGCCUUAGGAGAACGCAGUACCUUUGACGUUGGCAUUCUACAAAUUAGUGAUCCUAAAUGAUGAGAUACUACUGCUCAGUUGCUACAAGCAGCAACUGUUUGGCUCCGCACCGACCCAAACAGACGCCGAGGGAGCGGGCGGCUGCCAAGCUAUUAAAGAGAACCCUAGGGACUGAGAAGGAUCUCCACUAAGGUGUCCCCUGAGGCAACCAUGGAAUGUCCCUCUGCGUUAACUUGUUUUGUCUUUCCACAACGUCUUGUUGCUACUCUUUAUCGCUGGUUUCUAGCUUGACAUCAGUUUCCCACAGUAGUCCCGGCCGCCUCCUCAGCACGUUGCCCCACCCCUUGCCCGUCAAACCUAGAAACCACUCUGUGUUCCGUCUUUAACACCUUAUAUAAAAUAAGUGCCAAGCAAAGUCCAGGAUGUGUCUGAAACACAUCCCAGAGCAGCAAUGUGGUGUUCCAUCAGGCGGUGCUUCAACACCUCUAUGGCCAUCGUACUGCUGUGGCUCUUCAUCACCCUGAAAGUGCCCGAGGAAAUAGAAGACGUCCAAAACGUGGUGAUGAGGCAUGGCGGUAAGAAGCAGCCCAAAUCCCUAGAAGACUGGCAGACCAUCACCUCCAAAUAUUUGGAAAAAAUCCACCAGAGAAGAAAGACAUGGCUGACGGUGGGGAUCACCUCAGUGUCACGACAGGGUCAAAGUGGCCUCUUGGAUACACUGGCCUCCCUGUACCACGCCUCCUCCAUAGCUGAGCAGAAACGGAUAACGGUGCUGGUUCACCUGGCAGAUUCUGACUCUACCUGGCUCAGAAAAACUGUUCUCCAUAUUUCAAGCCUCUACAGCUCACAGAUCUUGACAGGGCAAUUGCUAUUGAUCCAUGCCCCAUCCGAUGCCUACUUCACUGUGAAUAACAACCAGAGUGAGCUCUCUCAGGGGCAGAUGUACUCCAAGCAGAAUGUAGAUCAUGCCUUCCUCAUGAGCUUUGCCACAAAGCUCUCUACUUAUUUCCUGUUGAUAGAGGACGAUGUCUUUUGUGCCCCCAAUUUUGUCACCCACAUUCACUCAAAGGUGAUCAACAGGAAGCCCCACACAUGGGUGCUCCUGGAGUUCUCUAAUAUGGGCUUUCUUGGCAAACUUUUCCACAACAGGGACCUUCCUCUCCUGGCCCGUUUCCUCCUCCUCUUCCACAAGGAGCGGCCACUCGACUGGCUGAUCCCUCACUUCCGUAUCCUCCUGGAUCAGCAAAACCCAAUCUUCUGCAGACCUUUCCUCUUCUACCACAGGUUGGCUCACUUCACUUUUGAGAACAAGACCUUAACAGCCCAGGAGAAAAAUCCCCAUGGUCCUGAUGUCCUCCCCGGAGCUGUUUUCACGGACAUGAGGCACUCUGCUGUUCAUUCCCCCCAGGAGGCCUACACUAUGGAUGAGUCCUUCUUUUGGACCUACAAUGUCACUACAGGGAAUUAUUGGAUAGUGAUUUUGAAUCAUCCAGCGAACCUGCACAGAGUGCAAGUAAGAACAGGCUCCAUCAUGGAUGGAAAGCACAUCCUCGAAAAAGGACAGGUAGAGCUAGGCUACAAGCCUGACGGUGAGCCCCCCAACUGUACCCACUUUAUCCUGUUGGGCCGUCUUGUGCAAGGGCAGAUGGAUCAGAUUGUUCUGAAAAGCGUUGGGUACCAAGUGAGCUGCGUGAAGCUGGCGGUAAAUGCCAAACAGGCCGGUGGUCUCAUGAUCAGGCAUAUCUACCUCUGGGAGGGCGAUGGUCGUCUGGAGAAGACGACCAGAGCUAUGGUAUAUGAGAGUAUGAAUGAUUAAAAGCUUGAAGCCAUUUCACUCUGGCCAAUAUGAAUGACUUUGGAGAAUCCAAGGGAAUAGUAGGCAGGGAAAAAAGGAAUAGGAAACAUUCUUCCUUUUUUAAUUCAAACAAGCCACUCAGGUAGAAUUUUGUUGUUGUUGUUUUACUCUGACAAACGUAACUUCGUAACUUCGUCAAAUUUGGGGAAAAGCCUUGGUCCCUCUCAGAAUCCUGACAUUCCUGGGAUGCUUGGAUCUUCCCCAGCAGUGUAAGCUGUAUAUACACACUUCAUCUUCACAGAGGUGGGAGUGGGGAGUAAUGUAGUAAGAGCGUGAGUGUGGAAAGCACAUCCAACUUUGUUCUAGUGCUGGAGACUGAACCUGGUGCCUCCAGCGUGCUAAGCACAUACUCUGCCAUUGAGUCAUCCCUAGCCCCUAAGGAGUCCUUGGGACUGACAUAAGAAACAGCAAGAUGGCUCAGUGAGUAGACGUUCUUGCUGUACAAGUUUGGUGACCUGAAUUCUAUGCUGGAAACCACAAACUCCAGACUCUGCACACACUAUCAAGUUCAUGACUCUUAAUAACAAUAAUAGUAAUAAUUAGAAAUCAAGAAAGAUUCUUUACAAUGUUUUUCA
This is a messenger RNA of Myodes glareolus (Bank vole), 2601 nucleotides long. Its product is annotated as alpha-1,3-mannosyl-glycoprotein 4-beta-N-acetylglucosaminyltransferase-like protein MGAT4E. Gene Ontology annotation, biological process: protein N-linked glycosylation. NCBI's taxonomy places the organism in Eukaryota, Metazoa, Chordata, Mammalia, Rodentia, Cricetidae. The record is from RefSeq and is a predicted model, not a curated record. Gene Ontology annotation, molecular function: acetylglucosaminyltransferase activity.